Messenger RNA from Bufo bufo (common toad), 1888 nucleotides. It is a transcript of the gene GSDME, whose product is annotated as gasdermin E. Bases 131 to 1636 code for a protein of 501 amino acids. The record is from RefSeq and is a predicted model, not a curated record. Gene Ontology annotation, cellular component: cytoplasm. Gene Ontology annotation, biological process: programmed cell death. The transcript has 10 exons. NCBI's taxonomy places the organism in Eukaryota, Metazoa, Chordata, Amphibia, Anura, Bufonidae.
CUCAGGGGCGCUGAAAGCCUGAAAGGGGAAGCGGCCCUGGGAGAGCGGGGAGAGCAGAGCGGUGACUGCUGCCUUCCUCAGGACUCCCGGGCCGGCUCGGUGCAGGCGGCGGGUCACUGCAUUAUCUAAGAUGUUUGCCAAAGCUGCUAAGAUUUUCCUGAGAGACAUUGAUGCUGGCGGUGAAUUGAUACCUGUCUCCAGUUUAAAUGACUCAGAUAAGGCCCAGCUCCUUGCCAUGGUGGUAAAGAAGAAGCGAUUCUGGUUCUGGCACAAGCCAAAGUACGAGUUUUCAUCAUGCGCAUGUCUGCUGGGAGAUGUGCUGACUGAAGAAGAACCUGUAAAACCAGUUGUGGUGGAAUCGGAGUUUGUGAAAUAUGAAGAAAAAUGUGAUGAUGUAAUACAGGGUACUGUUGAUGCAGAUUUUGUCGCUGUUCAAGGAAAUAUUGGUGGGACUGAAAAAAUACAAAGUCAGUCUUCUUUUGGAACCCUAAGAAAGCAAGAGGUUGACAUGCAACAUCUUAUGAAGGAUGUACAAGACAGGAAAAUAAACUUGCACCAUCCCUUCAUACAGCAGCUGCACGAGAACAAGAGCGAUAUACUGUGUGUCCUGAAAGAGAAGAUCGUCACCACUCAGAAAUGUGUCAUUUCUCAACAGACACAAAUGGAGGAGACGUGUAGACUUGGCGCUAAAGGGAAAACAGUGAAGGUAUCAGUGACUGAAAGUGGAAAUUUUAAAGAUGAGAACACAGUCCUGGAAAUCCCUGCCCCUACGGCUGUAGCUUAUAGUGUAGUGGAAUUACUUGUAAAACAAGAUGGCCGCUUUGACUUCUGCAUGCUAUCUGAAAAACAAGGCGGCUUUGAGAAAGAAUCGAGUAAGAAGUUUCUGGAUACUUACUCUGGUGCACAUGAUGCUCGGUCUCUGUGUGACUUUGACGUCGUGGAUGGGUUCAGAGACGUGUCUGUGGAUGGGAAACCUGUUCCCAGUAAAGCUUCUCUAUCUGUCUUAAAUCAAGACAUAUUGGAGCUUACACAGCAGUUUGCUUUAUUACAAGAGCUUCCUGACUCCCUCCGUGAAGAGCUGUAUAAUCUGCUUUGUCAAAUAUUGGAUGAUGGGCAAACCGUCUCUCAAAUACAGGCUGUGGUAGAAGAGAUCUGUUUAGGCUCUAAGCCUGGUUUGACGUUUUUGAAUGAAUUAAAGUUGCCUCAGAAAGAACAUGCACAAAAGAUACUGUCCCUCGUAGGAUAUGAUCUCCGAGAUAAGAAGCUUACAGAACAGUCUGAAGACUUGAUCGCAGCCUUCCAUAUCCUGACCAGUGCACUGGAUGAGAUGCCAGACUCUGCCUUGACAAUACUUGGUGCCUGUUGUAAACUUCAUCUCCUGCCAGCACUUUGUGCCCUGCCAAACAUCACAUCAGAUGAAGGACUUUGCUCAAGGACAGAACCAUUGCUGUCGGAUCUCAUCGACCAAGGCACAUUUCAGAUUGUACAGAGGUUGUUCUCUUUAUCAAACAUGAGUCUGGAGAUGAAUGAAAAAAACAUGCGAGCAGAAACUUUCAAGGACUCUGGCUUUCUCCCACUUAUUCUAUACAUUGUAUUGUCAGGUUUUCAUUCAUUAGUAAAAAAUCUAAAGUUCUGAAUUAUGCUGGACUUUACCCUUGGGUCCCGACAUAGCAGCAAAUGCAUACAGUGAUAUAUUCACUGUAUUGGAUUUAUUGAAUUGUGAAUUAGUGGAUGUAAAAGAAAAAAAAACACAUCUCAAAAGUUUCAUAUUUUAUACUUGCAUAUAUUUGCUCAGUUUGUCUUCAUAUAAGCAUUGGUUUGUGUGUGUUUAUCUUCAGUAAGAACAAUUGUCUUUUAGCAGUUUCAAAGUUAGCUGACAUAUUUUUCU